This is a messenger RNA of Gallus gallus (chicken), 2708 nucleotides long. It is a transcript of the gene FAM177A1, whose product is annotated as family with sequence similarity 177 member A1. The transcript has 5 exons. Bases 35 to 676 code for a protein of 213 amino acids. The record is from RefSeq and is marked provisional. NCBI's taxonomy places the organism in Eukaryota, Metazoa, Chordata, Aves, Galliformes, Phasianidae.
GCCGCCCUCCCCCGGCGCCGCGGCGGGCGGGAGGAUGGAGCAAGGGUUGUCCGCCAUCACCCUCUACUGCGCGCCCGCCACCGGCCCCGCGGCCGCCGCCUGCGCCAUGGAGCCCGAGCAGCAACUUGCAAAUGGAGAUAGAGGCUUUGAGAAUGUGGAGCUGGGUGUCAUAGGAAAGAAGAAGAAAGUUCCAAGGAGGGUUAUUCACUUUGCAAGUGGAGAAACAAUGGAAGAAUAUAGCACAGAUGAAGAGGAAGAUGAACAAGAGAAAAAAGACCUGCUGCCUCCUGUAGAUCCUACAACGCUCACGUGGGGACCCUACUUAUGGUUUCAUAUGCUGAGAGUUGCCACAUCGACCUUAUCAGUGUGUGAUUUCCUUGGGGAAAAGAUUGCAUCUGUUUUGGGAAUAAGCACUCCAAAAUACCAGUAUGCCAUCGAUGAGUAUUACAGAAUGAAGAAAGAGGAAGAAGAGGAGGAACAGGAAAACAGGAUGUCAGAAGAAGCAGAAAGACAGCAUCAGGAGCAGCAGAACAAGCCACAGGCUGAGGCUCCUGUCCAAACAGAGCAGCCUGAAGCAACAACAAGUACUUCCUUUGUGAAUGUAAACUUCGAAAAUGAGGGAGAUUGCCAGUCUGUUGUGGAAAAUAAACAAGAUGUAGUUUCUGUCCCUACUUAAGUGAAAAGCUCUGUAUACUGUAGGAAAUAGAGAGUGUCAGGUGUCACAGUCUGGCUACAAGCAGAAAAAUAGGAUUAUAUUUGUUCAGUGUAAUACAACUUUUAGCAUUCUUAUUGAUCAGGAGAGAGCUAAGUGAUAUCUCUUCAUUCUGUCAGUCUAAUAAAGGCUGAGGCAUUCUGCCAAAUUGGCACUUCAGUUAAAAUGAAAAUUGUACUACAAACAUUUGGUCUAAAAUUGAAUUUCUUGUAAAGCAAGUAAAACAUUUAAAUUCUUGUCUGGCACUGUGGAUUGCAGAUGUAGUGCUCUUUGCUACUUCUAAACACCUAUUUCUGAUUUGUACACUGUUUGCAACUUGGCUCUCUAUGAAUAGAUUAGUAGGAAUCAAUAUCCUCUAACUCACAAGUCAGAGUAGCUUCUGAAUUCCCCUAUUUGUUGUCACUACUGUGUGCAUGUAUCUUUCUGUUACUGACACAAGAGAUGUUAGAUUUAACGUUAAUUAGAUUUAAGGGCCCAAUGAAACACUUUAUUGUUACUCUUAACUUUAAAGGAGCCUAUAAACAUCCCCGAGUACAUAGGUACUAGUAGCAGCACUGCUGGAAGCUGAUACUGCUCAGCCGUUCCAUUUAGUGCUGUAAUCAAGUACAGAACUAGUGUCAGCAUAAGAUGCUGUCCCUCUAGAUCCAAGAAUUAAUAGUGAACCACCUGUUCAAAUACUUCCCUACAUGCUCUGAAUUGGCAUGGAGAGUAAACUGAAGUCUUGCUAAAUUAGAGUGAAUGUGGUAGACGUUGUGUAUGGUACCAACCUGUAACUACAACUUUUUUUUUUCCUUUUUGUCAUACGAUACCUGAAUCAGUGUACCUAAUUAACCUGAACAGGCAGUUUGUUUAACGUUCAGUUAUGAGUAAGGAAUGUGCUAUUGCAGGUAUCUUUCCCCCCCUAGUGCAGAAUUCAUAAAUAACUGGAAGUCACAGAACCAGGCCUAUGUAUCGUCUUUUAAAUGAAAAACAAAAAAACUUGUUUCAGUAUUGAAACAAAACUCAUUCUUUUUUAAGUGAAAUGCAGUUUCACUCCAGUUUUUAACUGCCCCCAAUUACCAAUUAAAGGAUUUUAUUGCAAUGACUGUGAUCCUAGUUCUAAGUUGCAAAAGGUGAAUGGUUUACAUUGGGACAAUCAGGAGUCACUGCUGCAGGCAGGGAAAUAAGUAACUGUGUCCCAGUCACUUCCUUUGCAGAAUAUUUAUAGAUGAAUGAGCAGAAAGCUUAUAAUAUGUAGUAGCCAUUUGAAUAACUGUUUCUGUCCUUGAGAACUCAAAAAUUUCAAGAACCUUCAGUGAAUUUUUCUGUUGGAUGUCAUCAUACUUCCCCAGCCUUAUUCCCACUACCAGCUAACCAAGGAGCAUGCUGGAACAGCACAGGCCAGGAUCCUUGGGCAUUACUUUGCAGAGCUCAGUUCCGUAUUUCAGACAGCUCUCUGAACUGGUAUCCCAUAUAACGUAAAUUCUUUCUUCUCUCAUGCGCCCUUCUACACUACAGCACCUCUUCUGAGAAAGAUUCGGUCAUCUGUUUUGAUGCUCUGUUCUUUACCUUGUUUUGAAUGGUAAUACAGAGGGUGCUGACAGCUGUGUAAAAUCAUUCCACCCUGAAGGUCUGCAAGGGAGAGCAUGGAUCAGUACCUGGGGAAUACAAAGAAAAAUAUUGGGAGUUCUUGUACCGUGGCAAAGAGAAAGCCUCACUUAGCUCAACAGUGAAAACUUUAGAGCUGAAAGAUGCUUUGUUUUUCUGCCAUGAAAUUUAUGUCAGUUGUGUUUGUUUUCUUCUGUCCCUGCUGUCUGGUAUAUCAGAAAUACUCUCACUGCCUUGGGGUUAAACUUCUUUGUAUAAUAUGCUGUAUUACUCACUGUGCCUUAACUUAAUCCUUCCUUCAGUUGUUUUUUUUGCAAACCAUAUGAAAGUUGUUACUUUCAUAAUGGUUUAGUUUUUCUGUAAAUGCAUUAAUUGGUUAUUUUAUAUUUAAUAUAAUUUUUGAACUGAA